Molecule: messenger RNA, 1719 nt
Organism: Parnassius mnemosyne (clouded apollo)
Lineage: Eukaryota; Metazoa; Arthropoda; Insecta; Lepidoptera; Papilionidae
Source: the annotation of a GenBank genome assembly
AUGGAUAAAAUGAAGUCAAAAUUUCUUUCUUCUGUUCUUCAAAUAAUUAUUAGCAUAAUGAUAAUUCCUUCAAUCCAUGCAAAAAUUGUAAAUACGACCACUGGACCUGUAAGAGGAUCACUAAACCAAUGGGAAAACUUGUUAUAUUAUUCUUAUUUGGGUAUUCCAUAUGCUGAAAGUCCUACUGGUGCAUUACGCUUCAUGCCUCCAGUACCGAAAAAGUCAUGGAAGCAAAUUCUUGACGCAACGCGUGAAGGACCUGUAUGUCCACAAAUAAAAGAAAGGUAUCCAAGAAAACAAAUGAAAGAAGAUUGUCUGUUCUUAAACAUUUAUGUACCUGCACACAUGACGCAAAAAGAACUGCCAGUAUUUAUAUUUAUACAUGGCGGAGUAUUUCAUUUACUAUCAGGAAACAGCGACCUCUUGUACGGACCACAAAUGUUUCUACAACACGGACUAAUUUUUAUAACGAUGAACUACAGAUUAGGAGCGUUGGGAUUUCUAUCACUUGAUAUUGAAGAAGCGUCGGGUAACGCAGCAUUAAAAGACGUAAUACUCGCCCUGAAGUGGAUUAACGACAAUAUUGAAAUAUUUGGAGGAGACCGAAAUAAAGUAACAAUCGGCGGACAUAGUUCUGGGGCAACAAUUGCUCACUACCUUUUAUUUACUGAACAAACCAGUAAUCUUUUUCAACGAGCUAUACUAAUUAGUGGUAACGCUGUUUGUCAUAGAUCUAUUGCCAGACAUGCAAAAGAUAAUGCUCUCACUUUUGCUAAACAAUUAGGUUUGUCGUCAAAUGAUCCACAUGAACUUUUAAUAAGACUUAAGGAAAUGGAUGUGUUUAACAUUUUAGAUGCCGAAGCAAACUUAACUAAAUAUGAUAACGUUAUUUUAAGACCAUUUACAAUGUUUGUACCAAAUAUCGAAAUAGAAUCUCCACAUGCAUUGAUAACUACAGAUCCCACGAAAUUAUUACAGUUGGGGUUGAAACAAAAUAUACCUAUUUUAGCUGGUUUUAACGAAAAAGAAGGAGCUUACGUAAUUCCUAAAAUUGAAAGAAGUCACGAUGAAUUGGAAAGAUUAAGGGAAAAUAUGGAAUAUGCUAUACCAUCUGAUAUAGAGUAUCCACUCGGGUCCGAAAUUUCUAAGGACUUAGCCAAAGCAAUAAGUCAAUAUUACUCUAUUAACGAUUCAUCCAACUUUACACUAAAUAACCUUGUCGACUUAUCCUCUGAUUCUCAAUAUAUUUAUAGCAUCGAUUCAUGGAUUAAGAGGUAUAAAGGAAUGAAUAAUAGCAGUUCGGUAUAUUAUUAUAUGUUCAACUUUGAUGGUGAUUUAAAUUGGGCAAAAAUAAAUUACAAGAUUAAUUUUCCGGGCACUGCCCAUGCAGAUGAAUUAGGUUACAUUUUUAUUACGAAAAAAACCAAACCUUUGUUACAUGGCGCUGAUUUUAACAGUCGUUUAGUGAUGAAUAUAAUGACAACGAUAUUUUCGAAUUUCAUAAAAUUGGGCGAUCCUACUCCAAAAAACUUUGCCGGCAAGUUUAAAUGGCCCGAGUACGGAAAAAAUGGAUCGUUACUCAUUAUAAACGAAAAUCCGAGUGAAGGCACCCUUUCAUCUCCGCUUUUAGAAAGAAUUAACUUCUGGUACGAUGUCUACGACAAAUAUUAUCAUUAUGUCGAAAAUGGUGGAAAACUGGAGAAAAAAUGCAUACCUUAA